Molecule: messenger RNA, 7210 nt
Organism: Chionomys nivalis (European snow vole)
Lineage: Eukaryota; Metazoa; Chordata; Mammalia; Rodentia; Cricetidae
Gene: Psme4
Product: proteasome activator subunit 4
Exons: 49
Coding region: 16-5763 (1915 amino acids)
Biological process (GO): proteasomal ubiquitin-independent protein catabolic process
Cellular component (GO): spermatoproteasome complex; cytosol; nucleus
Molecular function (GO): peptidase activator activity; proteasome binding
Source: RefSeq, a predicted model, not a curated record
GGCGGCCCCGGGCUCAUGGAGGCGCCGGAGAGGGCGGGCGGUGGGGAGCCCCCCGAGCCGGGCGGGCGGCCGGGGCUGGGCCCGCGGGCCUUCGUCCCGCAGAAGGAGAUCGUGUACAACAAGCUUCUGCCCUACGCCGAGAAGCUGGACGCCGAGUCGGACGUGCAGCUGGCGCAGAUCAAGUGCAACCUGGGCCGGGCGGUGCAGCUCCAGGAGCUGUGGCCCGGGGGCCUCUUCUGGACCCGGAAACUCUCCACGUAUAUCCGACUUUAUGGGAGAAAAUUUAGCAAAGAAGAUCAUGUUCUUUUUAUUAAGUUAUUGUACGAGCUGGUAUCAAUUCCAAAACUUGAAAUCAGCAUGAUGCAGGGCUUUGCCCGCCUCUUGAUCAACUUAUUAAAGAAAAAGGAACUUCUCUCAAGAGAUGAUUUAGAGUUACCUUGGAGACCGCUUUAUGAUAUAGUGGAAAAAAUAUUAUAUUCUAAGACAGAGCACCUGGGAUUAAAUUCAUUUCCUAAUUCUGUAGAAAAUGUUCUCAAAACACUCGUGAAAAGCUGCCGACCAUAUUUUCCAGCAGAUGCAACAGCAGAAAUGUUGGAAGAAUGGCGGCCUCUAAUGUGUCCUUUUGAUGUGACAAUGCAGAAGGCCAUCACUUAUUUUGAAAUAUUUCUUCCUACCUCCCUUCCUCCAGAACUGCAUCAUAAAGGUUUUAAACUUUGGUUUGAUGAAUUAAUUGGCCUUUGGGUUUCAGUGCAGAAUCUCCCACAGUGGGAGGGGCAAUUAGUAAAUCUCUUUGCUCGAUUGGCUACAGAUAAUAUAGGAUACAUAGACUGGGAUCCAUAUGUACCAAAGAUAUUUACAAGAAUUCUGAGAAGCCUGAACCUCCCAGUGGGAAGCAGUCAAGUGUUAGUCCCAAGAUUUUUAACAAAUGCUUAUGAUAUAGGACAUGCUGUAAUAUGGAUCACUGCAAUGAUGGGUGGACCAAGUAAAUUAGUACAAAAACAUUUGGCUGGUUUAUUUAAUAGCAUCACAUCUUUUUAUCAUCCUUCAAAUAAUGGGCGUUGGCUGAACAAGUUAAUGAAACUCCUUCAGCGCUUGCCAAACAGCGUUGUUAGGAGAUUACAUCGUGAAAGAUAUAAGAAGCCCUCCUGGUUAACUCCUGUGCCUGACAGCCAUAAGCUUACUGAUGAAGAUGUUACAGACUUUGUACAGUGCAUUAUUCAGCCUGUCCUCUUGGCCAUGUUUAGUAAAACUGGCAGUCUAGAAGCAGCCCAGGCUCUGCAGAACCUGGCACUCAUGAGACCUGAGUUAGUAAUACCCCCUGUGCUUGAAAGAACAUAUCCUGCUUUAGAGACAUUGACAGAACCUCAUCAGCUCACAGCCACAUUAAGUUGUGUCAUUGGAGUAGCCCGAAGUUUGGUAUCAGGUGGCAAAUGGUUCCCUGAAGGUCCAACACACAUGCUACCUCUGUUAAUGAGAGCAUUGCCUGGAGUGGAUCCAAAUGACUUUAGUAAAUGCAUGAUCACAUUCCAAUUUAUAGGAACAUUUUCUACUCUGGUGCCUUUAGUAGAUUGUUCAUCUGUACUGCAAGAAAGAAAUGACCUCACAGAAAUUGAAAAAGAACUUUGUUCGGCCACAGCUGAAUUUGAGGAUUUCGUCUUACAAUUUAUGGACAGAUGCUUUGGACUAAUAGAAAGUAGCACAUUAGAGCAAACAAGGGAAGAGACAGAAACUGAGAAAAUGACCCACUUGGAGAGUUUGGUUGAGUUGGGUUUGUCUUCUACGUUUAGUACAAUCCUCACACAGUGUUCCAAAGAAAUAUUUAUGGUAGCCCUUCAGAAGGUCUUUAACUUUUCUGUUUCUCAUAUAUUUGAAACAAGAGUUGCAGGACGCAUGGUAGCAGACAUGUGCCGUGCUGCUGUAAAGUGCUGCCCGGAAGAAUCCUUGAAGCUCUUUGUUCCCCACUGCUACGGUGUUAUAACUCAGCUUACAAUGAAUGAUGAUGUAUUGAAUGAAGAAGAGCUGGACAAGGAGUUGCUGUGGAACCUUCAGCUUCUGUCUGAGAUUACUCGUGUAGAUGGGAAGAAGUUGCUUCUGUAUAAGGAGCAACUUGUGAAGAUUCUCCAGCGAGCCCUACACCUCACCUGUAAGCAGGGCUACACACUGUCUUGCAAUCUUCUGCAUCAUCUUCUCCGUUCCACCACACUAAUCUACCCCACAGAAUACUGCAGUGUGCCGGGCGGCUUUAACAAGCCUCCUUCGGAGUACUUCCCUAUCAAGGACUGGGGCAAGCCUGGAGAUUUAUGGAAUCUGGGGAUCCAGUGGCAUGUUCCUUCUUCGGAGGAAGUUUCUUUCGCCUUCUAUUUGUUAGACUCCUUUCUUCAGCCUGAGCUCAUCAAACUCCAGAGUUGUGGGGAUGGAGUACUUGAAAUGUCUAGAGAUGAUAUUCUACAGAGUCUGACUAUAGUACACAGCUGCUUGAUUGGCUCAGGGAACCUCCUACCUCCGUUGAAAGGAGAGCCAGUUACUAACUUGAAACUACCCAGCACUGCUGGGGAAGCUGCACACAGAACAGGAAACAGUUACUACUCCACGUUUUUAAGACAUGGUUUCUCUCUGUGCCUGGGCUUGCUGCUUUGUCUAGAAUGGCUGGCCAGUGAGCCCCAGAGAUUCUGUUUUAUCCUUCUUCUCAGCACUGUGCCACCACAGGUGCUGGAGUCUGAACUCAUAGCCUGGUGCUUAUGCAGCAGGGUACCAAGUAUGGUGUCCUUAGAGGAAACAAAAUUGUAUACUGGACUGGAACAUGAUCUAUCCAGAGAGAACUACCGAGAAACAAUUGCUAGUGUCAUACGGAAACUUCUUAACCACAUACUUGAUAAUUCUGAAGAUGAUACCAAAUCAUUGUUUCUCAUCAUAAAGAUUAUUGGAGACCUUCUGCAAUUCCAAGGAUCUCAUAAACAUGAAUUUGACUCCCGAUGGAAAAGCUUUAACUUAGUAAAGAAAUCAAUGGAAAAUCGGUUCCAUGGAAAAAAGCAACAUAUCAGAGCACUGCUAAUUGACAGAGUGAUGCUGCAGCAUGAGUUGCGAACACUAACUGUUGAAGGUUGUGAGUAUAAAAGGAUACAUCAAGAUAUGAUCAGAGAUCUUCUUCGAUUGUCAACAAGUUCGUACAGUCAGGUCAGAAACAAGGCUCAGCAAACAUUUUUUGCUGCUUUGGGAGCAUAUAACUUCUGUUGCAGAGAUAUCAUCCCUUUGGUUUUGGAGUUUUUACGACCUGAUAGACAGGAUGUCACACAGCAGCAGUUCAAGGGCGCCUUAUAUUGUCUACUUGGAAAUCAUAGUGGUGUAUGCCUGGCCAACCUUCAUGAUUGGGACUGUAUUGUGCAGACUUGGCCAGCACUUGUUUCUUCGGGACUUAGCCAAGCCAUGUCACUGGAAAAGCCAUCAAUAGUGAGACUGUUUGAUGACCUUGCAGAAAAGAUUCAUAGACAGUAUGAAACAAUUGGCUUGGACUUUACAAUUCCAAAGCCAUGUGUUGCAAUAGCAGAAUUACUUGAACAAUCAAAGAAUCCUUCUAUUAGCCAGACGCUACUUAGCCCAGAAAAGAUUAAAGAAGGACAGAAGCGCCAACAGGAAAAGAAUGCUGAUGCCCUAAGGAACUAUGAAAGGUUAGUCAACACUUUACUAGAUGGCGUGGAGCAGAGAAACCUGCCUUGGAAAUUUGAGCAUAUAGGCAUUGGGCUUCUGUCUCUACUCCUAAGGGAGGACAGAGUGUUGCCUCUUCGUGCCAUACGUUUUUUUGUUGAAAAUCUCAACCAUGAUGCAAUCGUUGUUCGAAAGAUGGCUAUCUCAGCUGUUGCUGGUAUUCUCAAGCAGCUAAAAAGAACUCACAAAAAGCUGACCAUCAACCCUUAUGAAAUCAGUGGAUGUCCUAAACCCACCAAAAUUCUUGCUGGUGAUAGACCUGAUAAUCAUUGGUUGCAUUAUGAUAGCAAAAAUAUACCAAGAACAAAAAAAGAAUGGGAGUCAAGUUGCUUUGUUGAAAAAACUCACUGGGGAUACUACAACUGGCCAAAGAACAUGGUUGUGUAUGCCGGUGCAGAAGAGCAACCUAAGCUUGGCAGAAGCAGGGAGGAUAUGACGGAGGCAGAACAGAUUGUGUAUGAUCGUUUUUCUGACCCAAAGUUUGUCGAGCAGUUAAUUACUUUUCUAUCUUUAGAAGACAGAAAAGGAAGAGAUAAGUUUAGUCCCCGGCGUUUCUGCCUCUUUAAGGGUAUAUUUAGAAAUUUUGAUGAUGCCUUUCUGCCUAUUCUGAAGCCCCAUUUAGAACGUUUGGUUGCAGAUUCUCAUGAAAGUACCCAGAGAUGUGUUGCAGAAAUUAUAGCUGGUUUAAUCAGAGGUUCUAAGCAUUGGACAUUUGAGAAGGUGGAGAAGCUUUGGGAGCUCCUGUGCCCGCUGCUGAGAACAGCUCUGUCCAACAUGACGGUGGAGACAUACAAUGACUGGGGAACCUGCAUAGCCACGUCCUGUGAAAGCAGAGAUCCCCGGAAGCUUCAUUGGCUUUUUGAGCUGCUUUUGGAGUCACCAUUGAGUGGUGAAGGGGGAUCCUUUGUAGAUGCAUGCCGACUCUAUGUGCUACAAGGUGGCCUUGCCCAGCAAGAAUGGAGAGUCCCUGAGCUACUACACAGACUUCUGAAGUACUUGGAACCCAAACUCACCCAGGUUUACAAAAAUGUCAGAGAACGGAUAGGGAGUGUGCUGACCUACAUAUUUAUGAUAGAUGUUUCUUUGCCAAAUACCGCACCAACAACAUCCCCUUGUAUCUCUGAGUUUACUGCUCGAGUCCUAGAAAAACUGAAACCCCUCACGGAUGUGGAUGAAGAAAUUCAGAACCAUGUUAUGGAAGAAAAUGGCAUUGGUGAAGAAGAUGAACGAACUCAGGGCAUUAAACUCUUAAAAACCAUACUGAAAUGGCUUAUGGCAAGUGCAGGAAGAUCUUUCUCUACAGCAGUCAAAGAACAACUUCAGCUUCUGCCUUUGUUCUUUAAGAUCGCCCCGGUGGAAAAUGACAAUAGCUAUGAUGAACUGAAAAGAGAUGCGAAGCUUUGUUUGUCACUGAUGUCUCAGGGGUUGCUCUACCCUCAUCAAGUGCCUUUGGUACUUCAGGUGCUAAACCAAACAGCAAGAAGUAGUUCUUGGCAUGCAAGAUAUACAGUGCUGACCUACCUCCAGACCAUGGUAUUUUAUAACCUCUUUAUUUUCCUAAACAAUGAGGAUGCAGUCAAAGACAUCAGAUGGCUGAUUAUAUGUCUUUUGGAAGAUGAACAGUUAGAGGUUCGAGAAAUGGCUGCUACUACCUUAAGUGGUCUGCUACAAUGCAACUUCCUUACCAUGGACAGUGCUAUGCAGAUUCAUUUUGAGCAACUUUGCAAAACAAAACUACCCAAGAAAAGAAAGCGAGACCCUGGUUCUGUGGGAGAUACCAUUCCUUCUGCAGAGUUGGUCAGGCGUCAUGCUGGUGUGCUUGGACUUGGUGCAUGUGUUCUUUCUAGCCCUUAUGAUGUGCCCACCUGGAUGCCCCAGCUCCUUAUGAACCUCAGUGCACAUUUGAAUGAUCCCCAGCCUAUUGAGAUGACUGUAAAGAAGACCUUAUCCAAUUUCCGAAGGACGCACCAUGACAACUGGCAAGAACACAAGCAGCAGUUCACUGACGACCAGCUGCUUGUUCUCACCGACCUCCUUGUGUCACCGUGCUAUUAUGCAUAGAGAGAUGGCUAGUCCUGAUUUGGGGCUCAAUUCAUCAAAAAUUCCAGCUCCUCAGGUACCAUCUGUGGUUGGCUCUCUGCAGGUCUCACAACUCAGCCUCAGUUGAGCUCUCGUCAUUUUAACGGCUUCUGCGCUCACAGGUUCUCAACUGCCAUUUGAUUUCCUAAAACUUGUCUUGAAGUGUUCUCAGAAUACUGAUUGCUUUUUUACUUUGAGGCAUAUGACAAAGUCACAAAGUCUCAGACUAGAAAUAAUCCAAUAUGAUCAUGGCAUCAUGACCAAACAGCCUAGAAGCUUGUUAAAAACAAAACAAUUCCUUUAGAAUGGAGACUACUUACCAGUAGUAAUGUUGGUCCUGUCAUUUCAUUCAUUUCAAAUUAUUUUGAAUUCUUCCUCAAAGGCAAUUGGGUUUACUGGUAGUAGGCCAUGGGCCAUGAAUCUGAAGUCUGGACAGCCUUGUGUCUGGAGAGCCAUGAAGAGAAAAGGAUCAAAGGGGGGCAAGUCUCCGAAUCAACUUGUGACCUGACAGAUUGCUUGACCAUAUUGCAGAAGUCUGUGUCUGUGUUUCCACAGACUGGAGUUUUUGGUGCUGAAUAAGAGCCAAUUGCUGAAAAACUGGGGUUUGAUGAAUAAAUUUUAGACUGAUUUGUAUGUGUAUACAAUGUGUGAUUUUAAAAAUAAAGAACAACAUCAAUAAACACCUUGGCUGGUUGCUUUUUGCCCUAGUCCUCACAAAUACUGUGUUGCACCUCACACAAAUGGACUGUUGCUGUGGUUAUGGAAAUUCUCUUUUAAUCUUUCUCUCUCUCUCUCUCCUUCCCCCUCACUCGCCCCCUUUCUCUCCUCACCCUGCCUGCUUGCAGAAUCAUUGAAACUAAUAAAACUUGGAAUUUGACUUGUUUAGUGUGUUACAUAGAUGUAAAAGAUUGUAUAAGCCAUAGAGAUAAUAUUGGCAAGACUUUGUACAGAUGCAGCCGUUAACACGAACCAUUGUGUGACUGGUUUGUAAAGAUUCACACACAACUUUUACUAUGGCACUUUGUACCUCCAGAAUACCAUUUUUUGAUGUGUGUUUUAAAAUUAUUUUCUUUAUAUUCUCAUGUUACAAAAGCUGAACUGUGGGAUUUUUUAAGUUCAUUUAAUAUUAGAAUAUCUGGAUUUUUGUGUACUUUUUUUGCGUGUAUCUCUAAAUGGUAACAUGUUUGCCCUGUCACAACUUUAUAAAGUGCAAGGUAUGUUGUAGGUGGAAGAACUGAUGAAUGUCAUCUUGUGACACGCCCUUAAAGGAGCACUACAAUAUAUUUUUUAGUGUCUACAUGCUGAGUAUCCCAACACAGCAGUAGUCUUGGUACAGUAUUGAAGUGUCAGCAUACACAGACAUAAUCCCUGCAUAGAGUAGUGCCUAACUAUUUCAAUUGUGUAACUAGUUUAAAUCCCAAUAAAAAGG